Molecule: messenger RNA, 3755 nt
Organism: Scomber scombrus (Atlantic mackerel)
Lineage: Eukaryota; Metazoa; Chordata; Actinopteri; Scombriformes; Scombridae
Gene: ptdss2
Product: phosphatidylserine synthase 2
Exons: 13
Coding region: 326-1786 (486 amino acids)
Biological process (GO): phosphatidylserine biosynthetic process
Molecular function (GO): L-serine-phosphatidylethanolamine phosphatidyltransferase activity
Source: RefSeq, a predicted model, not a curated record
UGUCGCUUGUUGCCACGCCAGACUCAGUCUCCAGGCGGUGUGUGGCACAGUUUACCGCUGACCUGCUCCUCUUUCUACUUUUAAAAACGGAUUUCAAGCGUUUGUGCUGAUAUAGCCUCAGUAAAGCUCGUUAACUCACCCGGACCGGUAAUCUCAUAAAUUCACUUGUAUGGUCAGUAAGUAAUGUUGAUAUCCUCCGACCACCUCAGGAUGCUGACAGUCACUUGGGUGGGGCUGACGCCGAUGACAGUACAGGGGAGCAGAGCCCAAGGUUAAAGACAGACCGCAUAUUGUAUCUCACCCUGCGCGGUUGGUCGGUGAAGUAAUGACCAAGCAGGAGUCGAAGAAAGGCGGCGCCGCCGAGCAGGUCAACAACGGCCUGGUGGAGCCGCGCUGUCCGGAGCAGAGCGCACCGAUCAAAGCCAAGGUGAUGAAGCAGACAUCCAGGGAGAGCCUGCACCGGCGAAACACCGAGUCCGAAGUCUACGACGACGGGACCAACACCUUUUUCUGGCGAGCUCAUACUGUGACAGUUCUCUUCAUUCUGACCUGUGCACUGGUCUACGUCACACUGUUGGAAGAAACCCCACAGGACACGGCCUACAAUACUAAGAGGGGGAUUGUGGCCAGUAUCCUGGUGUUCCUCUGUUUUGGAGUGACACAAGCCAAAGAUGGACCCUUCACAAGACCACAUCCAGCUUACUGGCGGUUCUGGCUUUGUGUCACUGUCGUCUACGAGCUGUUCCUCAUCUUUAUCCUGUUCCAGACGGUGCACGAUGGGCGGCAGUUCAUGAAGUACAUUGACCCUAAGCUUGGGGUUCCCCUCCCUGAGCGUGACUAUGGAGGAAACUGCCUCAUGUACGACCCAGGCAACACCACCGACCCCUUUCACAACAUCUGGGACAAGAUGGAUGGCUUUGUUCCAGCUCACUUCCUGGGAUGGUAUAUCAAGACGCUGAUGAUUCGGGAUUGGUGGAUGUGUAUGAUAAUCAGCGUCAUGUUUGAGUUCCUGGAAUACAGCCUGGAACACCAGUUACCUAACUUCUCCGAGUGCUGGUGGGACCAUUGGAUCAUGGAUGUGUUGGUUUGUAACGGUCUGGGGAUCUACUGUGGCAUGCAGACGCUGGCCUGGUUGUCAAUGAAGCCUUACCAGUGGCAGGGCCUGUGGAACAUUCCUACAUACAAGGGGAAGAUAAAGCGAAUAGCCUUCCAGUUUACACCGUACAGUUGGGUGAAGUUUGAGUGGAAGCCUGCCUCCAACCUUCGUCGCUGGCUCGCUGUGUUAGGCAUCAUCUUCAUGUUUCUGCUGGCGGAGCUGAACACCUUCUACCUGAAGUUUGUGUUGUGGAUGCCCCCUGAACACUACCUGGUGCUGCUCCGCCUAGUCUUUUUUGUAAAUGUUGGAGGUGUAGCCAUGAGGGAGAUCUACGAUUUCAUGGAUGACCCGAAAUUCCAUAAGAAGCUUGGCCAGCAGGCGUGGCUGGUGGCGGCGAUCACAGUGACAGAGUUCCUCAUAGUGGUCAAGUAUGACCCCAACACCAUCAUGCUGCCCAUUCCCUUCUUCAUUAUGCAGUGCUGGUUUUUAGGAAUCCUGCUGAUCUUCACCUGGACCCUGUGGCGGUUCUUCAUUCGUGACAUCACACUCCGCUACAAAGAGACCCGUCGACGCAAACAGGAAGUCCCUGCUGACUGGGACCGCCCCCUGGGCAACGGCAGCUCAGCCACUCCAUCCGGACGGAGCAAACUGAACGGCAGCUCGGAGACGCUCCGGCAGAGGAAGUCCUGAGAGGGAACACAGUGGCUGAAGGGGGAAAGGACGAGGUUUAAUGGGGAAAAGAAUGAAGGAAAAUCGUGAUACGAAGACACGUGUAGAGGCAAAAAGAUUACAGAUGGACACAUCUACAGUGUGUGCAGUUUAGACUGUUCUUGUGCCUACAUGAACCAAGUAGUUAUUAUUCACAGACAAGGGGUGGAAGGGGCCAUUUUCAUUGAUUGCAUUGUCUAGUUGUUAUCAUACUACAGGGAUUUACCUCAAUUUUUUUUAAAGAACAUUUUGGGAAUUAUACACAGGAGAAGAUACAUUUUGUGUUAUUUAUAUUUUGCUUUGGAUGUUGGGUGAUGAGGGGAAAAUGAUGAAUCAGAGGGUAGCGGAGAGAGGGAUGGUAGGUGACUGGGGAAGCAGAUAAGACUCUUGACCAAAUAUUAAAAGCAGUUUCCAUUUUCUUGUCCUCUAAGAAGUAGUGCAGCUAAGUGUCAGGAACAUGGCAGCCACUGUAAAUAUGCUUUAUUCUUUGUUGUGCAGUCACAUCAGUGCAGAUGAGAAAAUGGAGGGUGCUUGAAGCAGUGGCAAGAGUUUCUGUAGGUGUGAUGUGAUUCUGUUUAUUGUCCACUACUAUGCAAUCUUCAAAAUCAAUCUGGGACAUUGGUUGGGUUGCUUGUGUAACAAUAACACAUUUCUGUUCGGGUUCAGGUUAAAGAACAGUCGUUAGGCCUCAAGUUUCGACAGUUCAGAGUGCUCUCAUGUUUGGUUUGGUCCCAGGUUCAUGAUACAUAGUUUACAAGUGGGAGACAAUAUCAGCACUUCAUUCACAGUUUAGGGUUUUCAUUCCAGGAAGCACUGAGUUUUGAGGUCCUUGUCACUGCUGGGGAUCCUCGCUCAGUCGAACCCAGAGAGGAAAACUGGCCAUAGCCGGUCUCUCCUCUCUGGCUUUGUUCUUGAAAAGAACAACGAGUUUGUAAAGAAAAAAAUCAAGAUGUACCAUAUUCUAGGUAUUUAAUUGCUGAUAGUAUACUACAUAUAUGGGAUAGUUUGGGUGUCUUUUUGUAUAUGUUUUGUUUUCACUAUCGUUAUUUCUUUAAGGUAAAUAAAUUAUGAACACUAGGUUGUCCUCAAUUUCCUUUGUGUGAAAUGAGGAACUGAGAAAUCUGCAGCACUCUAAUGAACACAUCCAUGACAAUCACACUCAUAGAAAGCUGUGCUUCCUUCUGAUGGAGACAUGUUGGCUGAUGUUAAACGAAGGGCACAAAUUUGGAUGUUUCAACAGGACUGUAAAUACGGCCGGGCUCAUUCAGCUCCUUCAGUCACAUCAGAAUGUGAAUUCACUAAUCCCAUUUAUGCCAAAUGUUUUCUUUUUAAACUUGAAUUUUGUUAAACGUUCAUGUUAUGUGCUGGCUGAAUAAGCUGAACUAGUCUUAUCUUCAAAGGUGAGAGAUACGGUUUAGGUUCAGUUGUGGUUUGGUUUGGGAAAGGAACCAAACUUUCCAGCUGUGUGGAGGUUACCAUAUUGCACAUGCAAUCAGCCAAAGCUUAGAUCUCAUUCUUUCUAAAGCCAUAAAUGCCACCCAGACCCACGCAGCCGCCCAAACAGCUGUUAAAUCUCAUUUAGACUUUUUUUUUUUUUUUUCAUUUCAGCUAAAGCAAUCAGAGAUUCAAAGCCAAUGGUGUCAGCAUACUUUGUAUUACUAGAAGAAAAAGCCACCAGAAAGUCAGAUUUUUUAAACCAAAUUUAGGUAAUGAUUGUAUGUCAAAAAUGGACCCCAACUCCUUGGAUUUAGCUAUAAAAUUGAAUGUUUUACACUCUAAAUAUGUGAAUGGUUUGUUGCUUUUGAUUGGUCAGCUAUGAAGUUGUUAAAUGUUCUAAACUUCUCAUAAUGACACAAAUUAUUGGCUUCACAUUGACAAAAAAACCAAAACACAUUAAUUCCUUGUUUGGAUGUCCACAUUGUAAUUCAUCAUCCAGAUGUCCCCCCCCCCC